GCAGGUGAGGGCGGGGGCAGGGCCGCAGCCUCCCCGCCCGCCCCGCACUCCGCAUGCCCGGCGCUCGGACAUGCUCACUAGCGGCGCGGAGCGGGCUCCCGGGGGCAGUCGGUGCCGAAGCGCUGGGGGAGCCGCCGCAGGGCCCCGAGCGGAGCGGGCGGGAGGCGCGGAGCGCAGGGAGCGGGGACUAACGGUGUUCGCUUGACCAUGGAGAGCGCCCUGACAGCCCGCGACCGCGUCGGGGUGCAGGAUUUUGUCCUGCUAGAGAACUUCACCAGUGAAGCAGCAUUCAUUGAAAAUCUGCGGAAGCGCUUCAAGGAGAAUCUGAUCUACACAUACAUUGGCUCGGUUCUGGUGUCUGUUAACCCAUACAAGGAACUGGAAAUCUACAGUAAACAGAACAUGGAGCGAUACCGUGGUGUCAGCUUCUACGAAGUUUCUCCCCACCUCUACGCUAUCGCAGACAACUCGUAUCGCUCCCUGCGCAUGGAGAGGAAGGAUCAGUGUAUUCUGAUAUCUGGGGAGAGCGGGGCUGGCAAAACGGAGGCCACCAAGAAGAUCCUGCAGUACUACGCCGUGACCUGUCCCGCCAGUCAGCAGGUGGAAACAGUGAAGGACCGCCUGCUGCAAUCCAACCCCGUCCUGGAGGCCUUUGGAAAUGCGAAAACCCUUCGGAAUGAUAACUCCAGCCGAUUUGGGAAAUACAUGGAUGUGCAGUUUGAUUACAGAGGGGCUCCUGUUGGGGGCCACAUCUUGAACUACCUCCUGGAGAAAUCUCGAGUUGUGCACCAAAAUCACGGAGAGAGGAACUUCCACAUUUUCUACCAGCUGCUAGAAGGAGGGGAAGAGGACUUGCUGCGAAGGCUGGGCCUUGAAAAGAGCCCCCAACAGUAUCACUAUUUAGUAAAAGGUCACUGUGCAAGGGUCAGUUCCAUAAAUGAUAAAAACGAUUGGAAGAUUGUGCGGAGAGCCUUGUCCAUCAUCAGCUUCAAUGACAGCGAGGUGGAGGAUUUGCUGAGCAUUGUAGCUAGCGUUCUGCAUCUGGGGAACGUGCAGUUUGCUGCUGAUGAGCAAGGAAAUGCUCAGGUCACUACAGAGAACCAGAUUAAAUACCUGGCACGGCUUCUGGCAGUUGAAGGCUCUGUUCUGCGAGAUGCACUGAUCCACAAGAAGAUCAUAGCAAAAGGGGAAGAGUUAAUCAGCCCUCUGAACCUGGAGCAGGCAGCCUACGCGAGGGACGCACUUGCUAAAGCAAUCUACGGACGCACUUUCUCCUGGCUGGUGAACAAAGUUAACAAAUCCCUUGCUUACAAGGAAGGAGAGUUUCCAGGCUGGAGAAGCACGACAGUUCUAGGAUUGCUUGAUAUUUAUGGGUUUGAGGUUUUCCAGCACAACAGCUUUGAGCAGUUUUGUAUUAAUUAUUGUAAUGAAAAAUUGCAGCAGCUCUUCAUAGAGCUCACGUUGAAGUCGGAGCAAGAGGAAUAUGAGUCGGAAGGCAUCGCGUGGGAGCCGGUUCAGUAUUUCAAUAACAAAAUCAUUUGUGAUUUGGUGGAAGAGAAAUUCAAAGGCAUCAUUUCUAUUUUGGAUGAAGAAUGUCUGAGACCUGGGGAUGCCACAGAUACAACCUUCUUGGAGAAACUGGAGGAAACUGUGAAGAACCACCCUCAUUUUCUCACGCACAAGCUCGCUGACCAAAAAACUCGCAAGUCGCUGGGGAGGGAGGAGUUUCGGCUUUUGCACUAUGCUGGAGAGGUCACCUACAGUGUUGCAGGCUUUCUAGAUAAAAACAAUGACCUUCUAUUUCGGAACCUGAAGGAGACCAUGUGCAACUCUGAGAAUCCUAUCAUCAAUCAGUGUUUUGACAGGACGGAGCUGACAGACAAGAAGAGACCGGAGACGGCAGCAACUCAGUUUAAAAACAGCCUCUCUAAACUCAUGGAAAUCCUGAUGUCCAAAGAACCGUCCUACAUCCGUUGCAUUAAACCCAACGAUGCUAAGCAGGCUGAUCGAUUUGAUGAAGUUCUAAUCCGGCAUCAAGUGAAAUACCUCGGGCUGAUGGAGAACCUCCGAGUGCGCAGAGCUGGGUUUGCGUAUCGAAGGAAAUACGAAGUUUUCCUGCAGAGAUACAAAUCACUUUGUCCAGAAACAUGGCCUACGUGGGAUGGACGGCCCCAUGACGGAGUGGCUGUGCUGGUGAAACAUCUUGGCUACAAACAGGAAGAAUACAAAAUGGGACGAACAAAGAUUUUUAUCCGCUUUCCCAAGACUUUGUUUGCAACGGAAGAUGCUCUGGAAGUGAGGAAGCAGAGCCUGGCAACAAAAAUGCAGGCCACGUGGAGAGGUUUCUACCGUCGGAAGAGAUUCCUGCACAUGAAACACUCAGCCAUAGCCAUCCAGUCCUGGUGGCGAGGAACCCUGGGCCGCCGAAAAGCUGCCAAGAGGAAGUGGGCAGUAGAGACUAUCAGAAGGUUCAUUAAGGGCUUUAUUUACCGGAACCACCCUCGCUGCCCAGAGAAUGAGUAUUUCCUUGAUUACAUCCGCUUCUCCUUCCUGAUGAACCUCAAGAGGAACCUGCCAAAGAACGUCUUGGACAAAUCAUGGCCAACCCCUCCUCCGUCGCUCUGCGAGGCAUCCCAGCUCCUGCGCCAGCUGUGCAUGCAGAACAUGGUCUGGACCUACUGCAAGAGAAUCAGCCCAGAGUGGAAGCAACAGUUGGAACAAAAAGUGAUCGCCAGUGAGAUUUUUAAGGGCAAAAAAGACAAUUACCCGCAGAGCGUUCCUCGACUCUUCAUCAACACACGGCUUGGUAAUGAAGAGAUAAAUGCUAAAGUCCUUCAGGCUUUAGAAAAUGAAGCCAUUAAGUAUGCAGUUCCUGUCAUCAAGUAUGACCGGAAAGGAUACAAAGCAAGAUCCCGGCAGCUGCUCCUUACCCAGAACGCAGUCAUCAUUGUUGAAGACUCCAAAAUCAAACAGCGCAUUGACUACGCCAACCUGACAGGCAUCUCCGUCAGCAGCCUGAGCGACAACUUGUUUGUGCUGCACGUGCACUGCGAGGACAACAAACAGAAGGGUGACGUUGUGCUUCAGAGCGACCACGUGAUAGAGACGCUCACGAAGACGGCCAUGCGGGCAGACAAGGUCAACAACAUCAACAUCAACCAGGGCAGCAUAAAAUUUACAGUUGGUCAAGGCAAAGAAGGCGUCAUUGAUUUUAUAUCAGGAUCAGAACUGCUCAUAGCCAAAGCCAAGAACGGCCAUCUAACCGUGGUUGCACCUCGCUUGAACUCCCGGUGAUAGAUGUGCCAUUACAGGACCCCUCCUCCACCGCUCUGACUGCUCCCAUACAUUGCCUGGGCGUUGUUCCCAGCAAAACCCCCAUGCCUUCCUUGCUUUGCUCAUCUUGUUUAUUGUUACCAAAGACCUGCACUUUCAGAAAACCCACAAAACGCAUCUUGCUUUCUUGUCUUAAUACAAAAGUCCCAAGAGAAAGGCCUUCUCUUCCUUACCUUAGUGGCAAACAACACGGGUCCAACACGAUGCCCAUGAAACCUGCUCAGCCGGGCCUUGAGGGAGGUAGCGCUGACUCUACUCGAGUUGAAGCCUUGAUGGAAACGACCAAAAUUUGUGCUUGAAACCAUCGACAAGCACAGUGAGAAGAACCAGCCGAGUCAAGGAAAUGCCAAACUUCACCUUCCAAGUGUUUUACGAACGAUUUUGCUCGGAGAUGUUUUGAUGCUUUAUGUUACAAUAUUAAAGCCAUAUUGUGUAAAUGAGUAAAACCCUGUAAAUACUUUAUAGCUGAAUAUGAGAGAUGUACUACAAGAAAUGGCACUGAUGUGGAAACUUAUGUUUGAGAUUUGGAGUUUUUGUUGCUUUUAAGUUUAUGAACAGACUGUAUUAACCUGAGAAACCCAUCAUGUAACUUCACUCAUCUGGAUACAGCAGCUUUUUCUUUUUGCAGUCACCUCCCCCAUUUCUUGCUGUAUAGUGAUAUUUUUAUACUGUCGUAUUUUUUCAUAACCACAACCAUGCAGCCAAACAAAAUCCGAGUAACACAAACUGCAGAGGUCUCUGCUUCUUCAUGCGGCUCCAGGCUUUAAGCGCUGGCUGCACACACAUGUUCCUGCCAGAACUCCCCACUGCCCCUUCCCCACGCAGCUCCCCUGGCUCACAGCAGCACCUGCCCAGGAGCUGCUCUUCCCCUCCUCCCAUUUUCAGGGUAACUGGAAGUCUGAGUUCUCACAGCAGAGCUGCAGUGUCCAUCAACACCUCUCACCACUGCCUUAACGGGAAGGGAUGGCUCCUCCAGCGCUGCUGGCAUCACCGAGCAGCUGCCAUCGUCCCCAUGGAGCUGCCAGCACUGGCUGUGACCCCGAGCCUGCAGGGCACAGGAACGCUCGCAGGCACAGGCUGCCUCACAGGAGUUAACACUGAGCACUUGCAUGUAACAAUGAACCCAGCGAGCUCCAUGGUGGGCGGCUCUGUCAAAACAUCACAACUGCACAGCACAGCUCCAGCUUCCCUUUCCAGGUUGUGCACCCCCAGCAGUGCAUUUUGCACCCAACCUGCCUUACAGCUCUUUCGUGUUCCACCCCGUCCUGCUGCUGCAGCAGCAGCAGUCACACCGAGCCCUGAAGAGCGCGUACCCAAACACGCUGCCACUGCCAGAACCAUCAGCUCCAUCUCCUUUUGUGUUUCUGACAUGACAGUUACCGAACACUGCCCCAGGCCUGGAAUGCUGUAUACACUGUACUACAUAUACACCCUAUUAUGUAUAUGCUAUAUAGUGUAUAUACUAGACAAUGCUGUAUACGCUCUUAUAUAACCUCUUCAAGACUACACUAAAUAAAUUUUUAUGAAGGAAACUGGUCUUUACCACA
Molecule: messenger RNA, 4880 nt
Organism: Numida meleagris (helmeted guineafowl)
Lineage: Eukaryota; Metazoa; Chordata; Aves; Galliformes; Numididae
Gene: MYO1C
Product: myosin IC
Exons: 32
Coding region: 208-3294 (1028 amino acids)
Biological process (GO): vesicle transport along actin filament; actin filament organization
Cellular component (GO): myosin complex; actin cytoskeleton; microvillus
Molecular function (GO): ATP binding; actin filament binding; microfilament motor activity
Source: RefSeq, a predicted model, not a curated record